GGAAGCCGCCGCCGCUGCAGCCUUCGCGCCGGAGCGUGUGAGACCAUGGGGAGAUGGGGCUGCCUGGGCUUGCUGGCUUGGCUCUGUCUCCUCUACUGCACGGGCCUGUGGGUCUUCACGCGCGGCUUCCUGCUCAACCGCUCCGAGAUCGUCCGCAACAGCUCGUGCGCCGACUUUCCCGCCCCGCCUGGCCUGCCCACACCGCCGGGCUCCGCCACCCCGAACCGGAGCUGCUGGUCGGUGCCGGCGCGCUACCGCCGCGCCGUGCUGGUCGUCAUCGACGCGCUGCGCCUCGACUUCGCCACGUACGACGCGGCGAGGAGCGAGCCCAAGCCGUACGAGAACCGCCUGCCCGCGCUGCACGCCGCGCUGCAAGCGACGCCUCGACACGCGCGCCUCUUCCGCUUCCGUGCCGACCCCCCCACCACCACGAUGCAGCGCCUCAAGGCCCUGGCCACGGGCGGGCUGCCCACCUUCAUCGACGUGUCGAGCAACUUUGCGUCGGCGCGCGUGGAAGAAGACAACCUCGUCGGGCAGCUCGUCUCCGCCGGUAGGAAGCUGGUGUUCCUGGGGGACGACACGUGGAUGGGGCUGUUCCCCACGCAUUUCCACCGAGCCUUUCCCUUCCCGUCGCUCAACGUGCGCGACCUGCACUCUGUGGACGAUGGCAUCUUGCAGCACCUCCACAGCGAGGUGGCCAAGAGCGACUGGGACGUGAUCAUCGCCCACUUCCUGGGCGUUGACCACGUUGGCCACCGCCUGGGGCCGCUACACCCGGCCAUGUCUGACAAGCUGUCGCAGAUGAAUGAGGUGCUCAGUAACCUGCUGCGAGAGCUGCCGGAGGACGCGGUGCUGCUGGUGAUGGGCGACCACGGCAUGACGGAGACGGGCGACCACGGCGGGGAGAGCGAGCGCGAGACCAGCGCCGCCCUCUUCGUCUACAGCCCAAUCCCCGUGUUCAAGGGGGCACAGCCACGGGAGCCACGGACCGUGUUCCAGACGGACCUGGUACCUAGCAUGGCGCUGCUGCUAGGCGUGCCCAUUCCCUACAGCAACCUGGGCCAAGUCAUCCCAGAAAUGUUUGGAGGAGAGGAUGAUGAGGAGGAGGAGGGUGACGGCGGCCUUCCCAGGGAGGGUGAGCCCAUUCCUGCGGACGGCGAGAGUGUGGAGCGAGAGGAAUCGGACUUGGCUCAGCUGCCGAUGCAUCUGCAGGCGCUGCACCUGAAUGCACAGCAGGUGCAGCGUUUCCUCGACUCGUACGCAGCGCUGUCCGACGACCUUCCGCCGGACGGCCUGCACGCCCUGCGUCGCCGCUUCUCCGAAGCCGCGGCCGCAUACAAUUCGCUGGCGUCGUCCCCGAGCCCCGGCCUCCGUGCCACCGCCGCCACCGCGCGUGACGUCGAGGCGAAGCUGCGCCGCCACUUGAGCGGCGUGCGCAACCUGUGCGUGGCGUCGUGGGCCCGCUUCAGCGUCCCCGCCAUGUUCGCCGGCGUCGCGCUGCUGCUCUGCGCCUGCGCGGCGAGCGCCGCCCUGAGCCAGGCCGCGCCGCGGGAAGGGCUCCCUGGGGUCGUCGCCACGGCGGCGCUGGUGGGAGCGCCGGCGGGGGCAGCGGUCGCCGCCUUCGCCGCGGCGGCGUCCGGGACGAAGGCCGAGUUGUGCCUGGCCGCGCUGUGCGGCGCCAGCGUGGCGUCCUUGCUGGCGUUCGUCAAGGAAUGUCUGGGGACCCCGCCGACUCCGGCUCCCGCCGGUCCGCAAGAGGCCGGCAGCAAGGACUCCGGCGUGGGCGCGAGUGUCACCGCCGUGAUCGCGAGCAGCGGCUGCCUCGCGCUGCGCUUCUUGGCGCCGUUCUCAAACAGCUACUUGAUCCAGGAGAGCCAGGUGCUGCCCUUUCUCAUCCAGUCAGUGGCUGUGUGGUCCUUGCUGAGCUUCAAGUGGUCGGGGACCCUGACCCUGUCUCUUCCGGCCGGCGGCGGAGAAGCGUCGAAGUCCGCUCAGCAGCAGCAGCAGCAGGCCGUAGCCGGGAGCCCCGCGCUGCGCCGCCAACAGAGCUGGUACAUCGUGGCGCUGACGCUGGGUCUGCUGUGCUGCUCGCGACUCGCCCUGACGCUGCGCGUGUGCCGUGACGAGCUCACGAGCUGCGAGCCUUCGACGCUGCUCGUGCCGCCGCCGCGGCAGCAGGGCCGCUCGCGUGCCGACGGCCUCCCGCUGGCGCUGGCCGCCGCGUCCCUCUUCGGCGUGUGGGCGUUGACGCGGGCCGCGCUCCGCCACCUGGGCAACCUGAACGAUCUGCUGUCGCCACCCACGCUGCUGGUGCGCCUGGGCCAGCCCGUGGCGCUGCUGUGCGUGUGCUGCCACUGGGCGUUGGCGCUGCUCCCCGAGCGCGGGCGCCAGGCGUCGCACGUCCCCGAGUGGGCGCAGGAGGCGUUCCCGCGCGCCGUGUAUGGCGUCGUGGCGCUGGGGCUGCUGCUGCUGCUGUGGCGGCCGCUGGCCGUGUACGUGAAGCGCCGUCGGGGCAACGCCGCCGCCGCCGGUGGCUCCGGCGACGCGGUCCCGUUCGUCGACUCGCUAGGGGGGUUCGCGCACCCCGAGGAGAGGCUCAGACACGUCAUCCCACAGAUAUACAGGCACGUGUCGCGCUCGCUCGACGUCCAGCUGAGCUCGACGACGACGCCGGUGGCGCCAGCAGCAGCCGGUGCGGACGAGGGCGGCGGUCACAGCGUGGCGGCGUUCGGCCUGGGCUCGGCGUACACCGCCACGCUGCUCGUGCUGCUCACGUGCCUGGGCCUGCUGCUCGCCAUGCUGCACCAGCCCGGCGCCGCGCCCUCCUUCCUGCUGCUCUUCGUGCAGGCGGCGCUCAUGCUGGAGCGCCGCGCGGCCGCCGUGAGCCUGCACGCGUCGCCAGCGGGGGACGGCGCAGGAGGGCUGCUGUGCGUGCCGCUGCCCGACGUGGCCAUGUGGUCGCUGGCCGCCUGCCAGUUCUUCUACGCCACGGGCCACCUGCCCACCUUCCCCGCGCUGCAGUGGAACGCGGCCUUCGUCGGCUUCCACGGAGGCCACGGCGGGCACGUGCUGCCCGCCCUCCUCGUGGGACUCAACACCUACGCCUCUCACGCGCUCUUCGCAGCCGGACUGCCGCUGCUGCUCACGUGGCCGUUUGCGCGCGAGGCCGGCGCGGCGCGGAGAAGCCCGGCGGACGAGGGCGCCACGGGGAUGGAGAUGCGACUGCACAGCCACCCCACGCUGCUGCACGGGGCCCUGCUGCGCCUGGGCGCCACCUACCUGCUGCUCGUCGGGCUGCAGCUCACGGCAAGCGUCUGCGCCGCUGCAGUGCUUCGCCGCCACCUCAUGGUCUGGGGGAUCUUCGCUCCCAAGUUCCUGUUCGAGGCCGUGGGCUUCGUAGUGAACGGCGCGUGUCUGCUGCUCGGCGUCGCGUUUGUGCUUCGCGUGGACGCCGCCGUCGCCGCAUUCUUCCGCCGGCUCUGCCAGACGCUGCCGUACUAGUGGGGCAGGAGGAGGGGUGGGACGACGGUCGGCAGGCUUGAAACAACGACAACCGUGAGCAGUGGAGUCUGUCAAAGCGGGGAGAGAGACCGGGUGGAGAAGAGCGAUUUGGGUUUAUAUGGAGGACCCAAAAUGCGCGGAAGGAGGCCAUGGAGGUGAUGGGAGUGAGCAUUGUCCUCACGCUUUUGCAGAGCAAAUGCCAAAUCUAUGGAGAACCUCGGUAGGUCCAUAGGUGUACGGUUACCUGCAAUGAAGCCCGCCGUGCUAAUUGCUGAAACACUGACGGUGAGCCACCGUGAACUCAAUAAUUCAAUGACGCAAAUCCACCGCACAUCAGCCGAAGCCAUUCCCCCGGCUAACUCAUCGUGGCUUCGACUUGGAGUGUUGCGAUUCUUCGAGCCAUACGAAAGAGUAAGAAGGGGAGACCCCAUACUCCGUGGAACACGACCCGUCUACACGCCGGAGCAGGGAACGCGCGUCGUCGCUGGUUAAGUUUCGCCUCUCUUGGCCAUCACAAGUUCGUGUGCCGAUGCCGCGGAUGUGGGGAGGUGCCAGUGGAGCAUCCAGCUGCGAGUGCCAACCACAGACCUCGUCUGCAACCCACAGCGAUGUGUCACAAACACCGAUGUUUUCACGAGCACGAGCAUUUAAAGUCUCGGAGCACCGAGGCCCCCCCCGAUUGUGAGCAGUUCAUCCCUUGUGCCUGGUCAGGCGUGGGAAGGAACAGACAGUGGUAAGACGGGUCGUGUACACGACAGCAGCGGUAGCGGGAGCAGAGGGCAUCGCAGCAUUCGAUUGCCGCCUCUCCCAGGCGGUUCGUUUGCCGCGCUCCAGCCGUCCGUUUCUCCCGUUGGCAACGCGCGACGUGCUAAUAUCACAAGACAUUCCGACAACCGUUUCCGGAGGCUACUCUUCGUAUCAUAACUUAAUGAACAAUGAAUAUGCAGUAUCGUUUAUUUUCUUUUUUAUAAGCAUAUGAAUUUAUAUAACAACAAAUCAGGUUUUCAUAAAUAUCUAAUUUGCAAAAAAAUAUCAAAUAUUUACAUUUAAGGCAGACUCGUUGCGAAUUGAGGAGUUAGCCAACUGUUCAGUAGUUCAGGAGCCAACUGCACUGAAAGUAAAAAAAAAACAGCAUGAGCUUCAUUGAUUUUCCUUCAAAGACUCCUCCUGUCACGACGAGGGCACCGCUUAGUGGAUUAAGGGAGAGAAGAAUUGGCUCCAUGGGCUUGUAGAGACCGACCAGUGGAGAGUGCACACACACAGCCCACGCUGGAGAUGUUCCUAUGCAAAUCCAACGAACUGGACGGUCUGCUUAGAACAGUGACACACGAGACCACGGGCAGCCGACGAAUAAAUAAGUCUUAACCCUUUAACGCAGAUUUGACCUGGUCAACUUCUGGCUGGAAUCCCCUCCCCAAACAACGACGCCUGCCGCACGCCGCUCCUUUGAGAGAUGCCGUUGCGCGAAUCCAAUCUCGCAUUGCAUGGCGACGGUACCGAACACCCGAAUGGAUUGGCAGCCUUGCAGCCGUCCCACCGUGUUCUUGGGUGGAAGAUCUCGACAGGGUCCAGUGAUCGCUCUGUACAGUUUACGCCUGGCGUGGGGAAACAUACGCCCUGCGACUUUGUUUCACGUGACCAGUGGUCGCAACGUCGCACGUAUCCGUCAUUGCAAGCGUCUUGGCCGCACCAAUUGGUUGCGAGAGUUGAGGAUAUGUUCGACCCGUGUCUAUCGUUUUUGUGUGCUCAGUCACUACUGUCACUGCGAGUGUCCUCUUGCAGUGACAGGUGUGUGUGGCCCGCCAAAGAGAUUUGAAUGUUUGGCCCUCUGUAAGGAAGCUGUUGUCCACCCCUGGCUCUCUGAGUGUUAUGCAUUGGGAAGAUGGAUUGUGUUGGUCUCUGACCUGUGAAGGACACACACCUUUUGCAUGUAUGUGCCAUCGAUUUUUUUUUAAAGGUUCGUUCCGGUGUUUUUUUUGUAAGCAAAUAUUUAUUUGAAAUUUUUCAACUUGAAAUGCAGCUCGGUCUGGGUUUUUUUAAAUUGAGGAUUUGCCUUUAAGAUUGUCGCUACACUGCACAAGACUUGUACGCGUUGUACGUUUAUACUUGAAUUUAAUAUAUCAACAUUGAUGGUGUAAAAACUAAAACAACCCAUCUGUAUGUUCAGUGAUUACAUUUCAAUAAAAAGAUAAAUUCCCUGGUACAUGGUUGAAGUCCUCCCUCUGUAUGCAGAAUCGUUUUUUUGCAUGUCAUUUUCUGAAAUUCGCAUUCACGUUUUAUUUCGUGUACGUCAGGUUUUCUUUCGAUACAUAUACGUCGUUGGAAUGGAACCGUAAGAAUUUUUAAAAUAACUAUCAGUACAGAGGCUCCCACAAGGCCAAGCGGGAGGACGUGUGGCACGGUUUGGUGGCAGCUAUCAUAGUGCGGUGCUGUCACUACAGUUGUCUGCGGUGAGUAACAUAUCUUAAACAAUGGCACUGCGCAUCUCGAAAUAAAAUUAACUUAACCGCUUGCGAGUUUAGGAGAUCCAGCGGUGAACGGGACCCCACGCUGCAACUUGCAGACGUCUCAGAAAGGGUUAAUUGGAGGUGAAUUUGAGCUUUGUUUCAGCUCCCGCCCCUUCCUGCUUGUGCCCGCCCUUUCAUCUCGAGGCCCCGCUCCUACCUCUUGAGGCAUUCGUGUGGACGAAGUCUAUCGAGGUGCGUGUUUUUUUUACGUGGGAGAAAUCCAGAUAAUCCAUACAAAUGA
Molecule: messenger RNA, 6249 nt
Organism: Lethenteron reissneri (Far Eastern brook lamprey)
Lineage: Eukaryota; Metazoa; Chordata; Hyperoartia; Petromyzontiformes; Petromyzontidae
Product: GPI ethanolamine phosphate transferase 3-like
Biological process (GO): GPI anchor biosynthetic process
Cellular component (GO): endoplasmic reticulum membrane
Molecular function (GO): mannose-ethanolamine phosphotransferase activity
Source: RefSeq, a predicted model, not a curated record